AUGUCUGGAGCUAGUGAAUUCCUCAACAAGGGUAUUGACUUGGUUCAGAAAGCCAUAGAGGCAGACACCGCAACUCGAUAUGAGGAGGCUUACAAACUCUACUACAAUGGCUUGGACUACUUGAUGUUGGCUUUGAAGUACGAGAAGAACCAGAAGUCCAAAGAACUUAUCAAGUCCAAGUUCACGGAGUACUUGAGCAGAGCAGAACAGUUGAAGGAGCAUUUGGAGAAGCAACUGGGUCUGGCUGGAAGCAGCGCCGAGGCCUCUGCCUCUGGAUCCACCAAGGCGAAAAAACUGGGCGAUGAUGCCGAUGGCGAUGAUGCCGACACUAAAAAACUCCGAGGUGCUUUGGCUGGGGCCAUUUUGGCCGAGAAACCAAACGUAAAGUGGAGUGAUAUUGCCGGCUUGGAGACAGCCAAAGACGCAUUGAAAGAAGCAGUGAUCCUUCCGGUGAAGUUUCCUCAUUUGUUUACAGGAAACCGUCGUCCAACUGCAGGUAUUCUCUUGUUCGGCCCUCCUGGUACUGGUAAGUCUUUCUUGGCCAAGGCUGUGGCUACUGAGGCCAACCUGACCUUCUUCUCUGUAUCUUCGUCGGAUCUCGUAUCUAAGUGGAUGGGUGAAUCCGAACGUUUGGUGAAGCAACUUUUUACCAUGGCCAGGGAGAACAAACCAGCCAUCAUUUUCAUUGAUGAAGUGGAUGCAUUGUGUGGCCCUAGAGGGGAAGGAGAAUCUGAGGCUUCGCGUCGUAUUAAAACUGAACUCUUGGUUCAAAUGAACGGUGUGGGCAACGACACGAGCGGUGUGUUGGUGCUUGGGGCCACCAACAUUCCGUGGCAAUUAGAUGCUGCCGUUCGUAGACGUUUCGAGCGUAGAAUUUACAUUGCAUUACCCGACUUGGAGGCUCGAAAACGCAUGUUUGAAUUGAAUAUCGGUGAUGUACCCUGCGAAUGUUCGCAACAAGACUUGAGGGUUUUGGCAGAAAUGACUGAUGGCUAUUCUGGUCAUGAUAUUGCCGUUGUUGUUAGAGAUGCUUUGAUGCAGCCAAUUCGUAAAAUUCAGCAGGCUACCCAUUUCAAGCGUGUCGGAAGUGAAGGAAAGCUUACCCCAUGCUCGCCUGGAGACGAAGGUGCUGUGGAAAUGAGCUGGCUCGAUAUUGGCACUGAUGAGUUACAAGAACCAGAUUUAGUGGUUAAGGAUUUCAUACGCGCAGUCAAAAACAAUAGACCUACUGUUAAUGCGGCUGAUAUCCAAAACCACGUCAAGUUCACGGAUGAUUUUGGUCAGGAGGGUAAUUAG
This is a messenger RNA of Australozyma saopauloensis, 1296 nucleotides long. RefSeq names its product AAA family ATPase (gene VPS4). The transcript has a single exon. The record is from RefSeq and is a predicted model, not a curated record. The coding region runs from base 1 to 1296 and encodes 431 amino acids. Gene Ontology annotation, biological process: vacuole organization; endosomal transport. Gene Ontology annotation, molecular function: ATP hydrolysis activity; ATP binding. Lineage: Eukaryota; Fungi; Ascomycota; Pichiomycetes; Serinales; Metschnikowiaceae.